Messenger RNA from Capsella rubella, 730 nucleotides. RefSeq lists its product as uncharacterized. The record is from RefSeq and is a predicted model, not a curated record. The transcript has 2 exons. Bases 261 to 578 code for a protein of 105 amino acids. NCBI's taxonomy places the organism in Eukaryota, Viridiplantae, Streptophyta, Magnoliopsida, Brassicales, Brassicaceae.
UUGUCCCCCGGAUAUAGAAGAAUGGUGGAGUUUUAAGUUGUUCUCCGGAUAAAAAGGUUGUGACAGAGAAUCGAAGUUGUGAUGACUCGUGAAUCUGAAAUUAACCAAACUUGGCCUGAAAUAGCUUAAUAUCCAUACCAUCCCUCCUAUAUAUCUCUUCAUAGCAAUCUCUUUGUCUCGGGGAGUUUUAUAUUUCAUUCUUUUGUUUUGCCUCCACAGCUCUUCCCAUUGUAAUUUGUUUCUUCUUUCAAUCAAAUACCAUGGGGGGAUGUGCGAGCAAACCUAAGGAAUCUGACAUCGUGGAAGGCUCCGUCCCGACAGAAAAUGCUGUUGUUGAGUCCAAGAAUGCCACGACUGAGACAGAUGCCACCUUAACUCUGGAUAAGAAGGAAGAGUCAAGUGAAGAGACAAAGAAGGAAGGUGAGACAAAAGAGGACUCCUCUGAGUCUGAGGCAACCAAGGCUGAGCCAACUCCAGAAACUGUGAAGGCAGAAGAGAAAGCUCCUGCUGAGACUGAGCCAUCAACAAAAGAGACCACACCUGCCAAAACCGAUGAGGCCCCUCUCGUGAUCCUUUGAUUUUCAUUUCCAAAUCAAAAUCAUGUGUAUGAGAAAGUUGCUAGUGUUCCCCACCUUGUAAUUUGUCAUCUCUACUCUAUUGUCAAUUCUCAUGUACAUUGUGUUGUGUCCGCCUCUAGUAAAAUCUCAUUAUGAAAAAAGAUACGUUCCCU